AGUCUACUCCAAGCUUUCCUUUGUUUUUCUUCCUAUUUUCUUUUUCUUUUUCCUCAGAUAAGAACCAAACAACUCCUAAGAAUUUUUUUUUAUUUUUCUUUCUUUUCAUUCACUUUAUGUUCCAAACAGAGCCUUAAUUUUCUCCCGACCCCGCCCCGGCCCCCGCCACCAGAAAAUUUGACGGAAAUUCACCCGGAUUGGAUUGCGUCGGGGCGGAACCAAUCGCCAUCCUAGGACUCGUUUGUGCGGAAAUUCUACUGCUGUCGUCCCUUUUGGGGCUACCAAACCGAGCAUUCUCUACGAUGUCGUUUUAAGGUGGAUUAGCGUAGCUAUUUCUCUCUCUCUCUCUCUCUCUCUGUGCCAGGAUCUCCACUCUCCAGUCGGAUCGGAGCCCAGGUGGAAACUAUCAAUUUUCGAGUAGCUUUAGAAAACUAGUAUGGCCAGUACAGCUUGUUUCAUGAUAGUUAGCAGGAAUGACAUUCCUAUAUAUGAAGCUGAAGUUGGCACUGCUGUCAAGAAAGAAGAUGCCGCUCAUCAGCACCAGUUCAUAUUACAUGCUGCGUUGGAUAUUGUCCAGGACCUUGCUUGGACAACAAGUGCUAUGUUCUUGAAGGCAAUUGACAGAUUUAACGAAUUGGCGGUGUCAGUAUAUGUUACUGCUGGUCAUACGCGACUUAUGCUACUUCAUGACUCCCGUAAUGAUGAUGGAAUCAAAAGCUUCUUUCAAGAGGUCCAUGAGCUGUAUAUAAAGGUUCUUCUAAAUCCACUGUAUCUACCUGGCUCUCGGAUCACAUCAUCUCAUUUUGAUACAAAAGUUCGAGCCCUUGCAAGAAAAUACCUAUGAGGCUAUCCUUUUAUCCACCAGACACUGGAGCUUGGAAUUAGGACUGCUAAUUUGGAUGGAGUUCUCCAAAUUCUCCACUCAAUAUGUAUGUCACUUGAUCUUUCAUUUGUUUCACUUGCUUUUGAACCAGCAUCAAUCUUAUUUUGCCUUAGAUGAUUUCCUUUUAUCACGUUGAACAUUGUAGCAUAAAAGAACUCGAUUUAGCCAUUAUAGCGUCCUUUCCGAUUUGGUGUUCAGACAAGUGUAAUGUACUUUGUCAUACAAUACUCUUUACAUCCUUAAAUUGAUCUGCAUAAACAUACGAUUUCCACUGUU
This is a messenger RNA of Rhododendron vialii, 1159 nucleotides long. RefSeq lists its product as uncharacterized. Gene Ontology annotation, cellular component: cytoplasm; TRAPP complex; nucleus. The transcript has 6 exons. Gene Ontology annotation, biological process: endoplasmic reticulum to Golgi vesicle-mediated transport. The record is from RefSeq and is a predicted model, not a curated record. The coding region runs from base 437 to 844 and encodes 135 amino acids. Lineage: Eukaryota; Viridiplantae; Streptophyta; Magnoliopsida; Ericales; Ericaceae.